Molecule: messenger RNA, 580 nt
Organism: Nicotiana tabacum (common tobacco)
Lineage: Eukaryota; Viridiplantae; Streptophyta; Magnoliopsida; Solanales; Solanaceae
Source: RefSeq, a predicted model, not a curated record
CACGCACAAAGCAUCUUGGCCAUUUGGGCUUGCCAAGUUGUGUUGAUGGGAGCUGUCGAGGGUUACCGUGUUGCUGGUGGACCUCUCGGUGAGGUUGUUGACCCACUUUACCCCGGUGGCAGCUUCGACCCAUUGGGCCUUGCUGAAGAUCCAGAGGCUUUCGCUGAGCUCAAGGUAAAGGAAAUCAAGAAUGGUAGACUUGCUAUGUUCUCCAUGUUUGGAUUCUUUGUUCAGGCUAUCGUCACCGGAAAGGGUCCAUUGGAGAACCUUGCUGACCACCUUGCUGACCCGGUUAACAACAACGCCUGGUCUUAUGCCACUAACUUUGUUCCCGGAAAGUGAAGAUCUUAAAUACGAGUCUCUUCUGAUUGUUUGAUAACCCUGUAAAGUUAGCUAUUGUAUAUUACUGGAGAUUAUCUAUGAAUUUUUAUUUGGUCUCCAAUAAUUGUGUAGUUCCAUGUUGUUUAUGUCAACAUUUUGCAAGAGUACUAUCAGGUUGUAUAUGUCUCUUCAUAAUGUUUAUUUUGUGGCCUCUGCUAGGUUAAAAUUAUACAAGUGCCUGCCUAUAUUCUGAUGUUUA